Messenger RNA from Alnus glutinosa, 1689 nucleotides. RefSeq names its product omega-6 fatty acid desaturase, chloroplastic. Lineage: Eukaryota; Viridiplantae; Streptophyta; Magnoliopsida; Fagales; Betulaceae. Gene Ontology annotation, molecular function: oxidoreductase activity. Bases 168 to 1490 code for a protein of 440 amino acids. The record is from RefSeq and is a predicted model, not a curated record. The transcript is spliced from 10 exons. Gene Ontology annotation, biological process: lipid metabolic process.
GGUGGACAUCGAAAAUCUAUCCAAACUUGGAGGCUGAGGCAGAGAGGUACGAGGGUGUUUAAGGACCCUCCAUCUUUUUCACGUUCACUCACUCUCACAAAGACACACAGAGUUUCAAAGGGGAGUGGGGGCCUUUGGGAAUUGGAAUUUCAGCAGCUCUGCUUGGAAUGGCUUGCAGACUUGCAGACUCUGUGUUCCUUUUCAUGGGCCCCCAUCAAAAACCAAGUGGGAGUCAAAGAAUUUUAGCUCAUUGUUCUCAAGGCAGAUAUUAUCUGAAGGGGGAAAGACUUCUCCAAAAGGGAAUCAGGCAUCAGCAGUUUUUAUUUUCAAAGAGGACUAAAGUUCUGCAAGCUGUUGCAGUUCCAAUUGUACCAUCUUUAGCAGAUAGUGCCGAGUAUAGGAAUCAAUUAGCUGAAAGAUAUGGUUUUAAGCAAAUUGGAGAACCACUUCCUGAAAAUGUUAAAUUAAAAGAUGUCAUUGAUACCCUUCCAAAAAAGGUGUUUGAGAUUGAUAACGUGAAAGCAUGGAAAUCAGUUUUAAUAUCCGUCACUUCCUAUGCCUUGGGGCUCCUUGUGAUUUCAAAAGUCCCAUGGUAUCUACUUCCACUGGCUUGGGCAUGGACAGGGACUGCAGUAACAGGGUUCUUUGUAAUAGGCCAUGAUUGUGCUCACAAAUCAUUUUCAAGGAACAAAUUAGUGGAAGAUAUUGUUGGAACCUUGGCCUUUUUGCCUCUAAUUUAUCCAUAUGAGCCGUGGAGAUUUAAGCACGAUCAGCAUCAUGCAAAAACAAACAUGUUGUGUGAAGAUACAGCUUGGCACCCUGUUUGGAAAGAGGAGUUUGAUAAAGCUCCUGUUUUGCGCAAGGCAAUUAUAUAUGGAUAUGGCCCAUUUAGACCGUGGAUGUCUAUAGGUCACUGGUUGAUCUGGCACUUCAAAUUGAACAAGUUCAGACCAAGCGAAGUGAAAAGGGUGAAGAUAAGUUUGGCUUGUGUGUUUGCGUUUAUGGCAAUUGGAUGGCCAUUGAUUAUCUUCAAGACGGGUAUUGUGGGAUGGAUCAAGUUCUGGUUGAUGCCAUGGUUGGGCUAUCACUUUUGGAUGAGUACUUUCACCAUGGUCCAUCAUUCGGCUCCUCACAUACCAUUCAAACCUUCAAAUGAGUGGAAUGCCGCUCAGGCCCAGCUUAAUGGAACAGUUCACUGUGAUUACCCUAGAUGGAUUGAGAUACUAUGUCAUGAUAUUAAUGUCCAUAUCCCCCACCAUGUUUCUUCAAGGAUACCAAGCUAUAAUUUGCGGGCAGCCCAUAAGUCUCUUCAUGAAAAUUGGGGAAAGUAUCUGAACGAGGCUUCAUGGAAUUGGCGUUUGAUGAAGACAAUAAUGACUGUUUGUCAUGUUUAUGAUAAGGAGCAAAACUACAUUUCCUUUGAGCAACUUGCCCCUAAAGAAUCUCAACCAAUUACAUUUCUCAGGAAAGUGAUGCCUGAUUAUGCUUGAUUUAUCAUUUCCUAUGGGGUCCAUGGCUCUUUGGUUCUUUCUUAUCUGUUAUCUUUUUGUUCUGGGUCAAAUUAGGUUUGCUAUUUCAUUUAUCUUAUCUCUUCUUGCUUAUGUUGUACUACAAUAUUGAAACUUUAUGAUUGAUAGAGAAAACCAAUUGAAAGAAGCUUCCAAGAAGUUCACAUAUCAGUUUUGAUUA